UGAAAAAUUUCUUUUUUUUUUAAUUUUCUCUUAAAAAAUGUAGGAUGAAAAUAUUCACUUAAGGUUAGUACAAUGAGUACUACAUUAUGCAUUUUGAAGUACCUUUUUUUUCAUAUAAUAGCUCGUCUUCGUCUAAAAAACUACAUAUUUUGAUCAAUAAAUCAUAUAUAUAAGUUUGUCAUAGAUGUCAUCGAUUUACUGAGAGAAGUCGAAACUUCCCACAUGAACAAGUAAUUACAAGUAUAGAAAAAUCCAUUAUUGGAAUGUAUAAAACAAAUAAAUAAAGUCUUCUAAUUAAAUUCAAGAAUAGUUGAAUAAACAACUGCUAAUUUAUAUUGUAAAUUAAUUUAUUUUAACUAUAUAUCAACACGUAUAUGAAAAAAUAUUUAUAUUAAUCAAUACAUUGUUAUACCAAUAUAUUUUUUAUAAUUGCCUUUUUGUCCUUCAUCAAUCAUUAAAUUGUUUCAUUAUGAUACAGUUAUAAUAUCAAAUUUAUACUAUACACCUCAGUUAACAACAAUGAUAGCUCUUCCCAUUUUUUUGUAAUCAAGGUCAUAUAAUAUAUAUAUACUGAUUCAUAUGUUUGUUAUUGUUAGAAUAAAAAUCAUAUUCAUUGAUUUGAGAAGCUAUUUAAGAAAUGAUUUGUAUAAUUGCUGUUGUUAUUGUCGCUAUGUUAUCAUGCCUAGUUUCGCGACAUUGAUUUUGUCACAUAUGGUCAAUAACAUUGAUAUUUACUUGUUUUUUUUUCUAUUUCUACAUACCAAAAUCACAAACGAUAUUACCGAUUGGUUUUUUUUUCUAUUUUUCUUCUCCUAUGUUUGAUAUUUUUAUUUUUGGUUUCAUUUCAGCUCACAACCUCCUAAUAAAAACAUAUCGUGCAACAAUAAUACAACAAAAGAAUCAGAUCGUGAUAAAAUUAAUAAAAUACUUACCGAAUUUGGUCUCGAUCCCAGUGAUUAUAUCUUUCAAUCAUCGCAAGAUCUAAUACCUGAUCAUCCUUCUGUUGCAUCCAAAUCUCAAUCACCAACACAAACCUUAAAUUUUCAACUACCAACAUUAAUUACAUCAGGUCGAUCAUUUUCAUACGUUCAACAACCUCCUCCUCCUCCACCACCAGUAAUUAAUCGUCAACAAUUUAAACCACAAUCGCCUAACGAUAUGAGUCAACAAGAAUUUUCUUCACGACGAAUGCCACCACCACCUCCUUCAGUUAACACCAAUACAGAUGAUUCAAAUUUAAAUGCCGAAUAUUAUUUAAACAAGAUUAAUUCACUUGAUAAUCCACCUGUUAAAGUAGUUAAACCAAAUGCAGAAAAUCUUGUCUAUCGAAAGGAGAUUCGUAUUCGUUAUUUACAACCUCCUACACCUCCACCACCAGCACCAAUUAUUAUUCGAGAAAAACAAUUACCACCAAAGCCGCCGGAAUCGCCACUUCUUAUACGUGAAAGAAAACCAGAACCACCUACACCACCACCAUUAACUAUUCGUGAACGGCCACCAACUCCACCGGUACCAGUAGAACCUUAUAUCAUCGAUAAACCUUUACCACCACCUCCACCACAACCUCGUCCAAUAAUAAUCGAACGUUUACCAACUCCUCCACCUAAACCUCGUACAGUCAUAUUUGAAAAAUGGUUACCUUAUAAAAAAGUCAAACGUCCUAUUCUAUUAGAAAAAGCUCCACAAUUACCACCUACUAAACCAACACGUAAUGUUAUUAUUGAAUAUGAACCAUUAAAAGCUUAUACAGUACGACGUGUAAUUGAAGAAGGUAUUUUUCGUGUUGAUCCAAAUCAAUAUUCAAAGUAUUAUGCACAUGAAACAGAUGGAAAUGUACGUAUUGUUGAUCGUAUUGAUGAUUUACCACCACCUAGUGAAGAAUUAAUGCGUGUAAUAAAAAAUUAUAAUCAACAGAAUUCAUCUGAUUAUAAUACAGAUUUAUUAUCAAAUAGUGAUCCAUUAAUGAAUGUAACACAUUCAUCAAAUAUAACAGUUCCUCGACAAGAACGAGUUCGUACACCAGGUUAUAAUUCAUCAAAUCCUAGUCCAACUAAUCUACAAUCUCAAUUUUCACAAUUGAGAAAUUUAAAUCGUUCAUCACAAUAUCGUACGCCUGAUGACAGUCCAUUAACAUUAAAGCCUGAAGAUGUUUAUUAA
Molecule: messenger RNA, 2157 nt
Organism: Rotaria sordida
Lineage: Eukaryota; Metazoa; Rotifera; Eurotatoria; Philodinida; Philodinidae
Source: the annotation of a GenBank genome assembly